GUUCCAGAAUAGCGAUGGGGAGGUCAAAUACUUGCAUGAUGCUGAAGAACUGAUUCGGCCAGAGCGGAACACGUUGAUCGUAAGCUUUGCGGAUUUGGAGCAGUUCAAUCAGCAGCUCUCUACCACUAUUCAGGAGGAAUUUUACAGGGUUUACCCUUACCUCUGCCGAGCAGUAAAGACUUUUGCCAGAGACCAUGGAAAUGUUCCUUCUAACAAGGACUUUUAUGUUGCAUUCCAAGAUCUACCUACCAGACACAAAAUUCGAGAAUUGACAUCAGCAAAAAUUGGCUCACUGAUGCGUAUCAGUGGACAGGUGGUACGUACCCACCCAGUCCAUCCUGAGCUUGUAAGUGGAACCUUCCUGUGCCUCGACUGCCAGACAGUGAUUAAAGAUGUGGAACAGCAAUUUAAAUACACGCAGCCAAACUUCCUGCUGGACACAAACAAAUCAAGAUUUGUUGAUUUCCAAAAGGUUCGCAUUCAGGAGACGCAGGCCGAGCUGCCGCGUGGUAGCAUUCCUCGCAGUGUGGAAGUCAUCUUGCGUGCAGAAGCAGUGGAGUCUGCUCAGGCAGGUGACAAAUGUGACUUCACAGGGUCACUGAUUGUCGUUCCUGAUGUGUCCCAGCUCUCAACACCAGGGGUACGUGCAGAAACCGGCUCCCGGGUGAGCGGGACAGAGGGCUAUGAAACCGAAGGCAUCCGAGGACUUCGCGCCCUUGGAGUCAGAGAGCUGUCGUAUAAGCUAGUCUUUCUAGCUUGUUAUGUUGCACCAACAAAUCCACGGUUUGGUGGAAAAGAACUCCGAGAUGAAGAACAGACUGCAGAAAGCAUUAAAAAUCAAAUGUCUGUGAAAGAGUGGGAAAAAGUUUUUGAAAUGAGCCAAGAUAAGAACCUUUACCAUAAUCUAUGCACCAGCCUUUUCCCCACUAUCCAUGGUAAUGAUGAAGUGAAACGUGGGGUCCUGCUAAUGCUUUUUGGAGGAGUUCCUAAGACCACUUCAGAAGGCACUUCAUUGCGUGGGGACAUCAAUGUUUGUGUUGUUGGUGAUCCAAGUACAGCCAAGAGUCAAUUUCUAAAGCAUGUGGAUGAGUUCAGUCCUCGUGCUGUAUACACCAGUGGAAAAGCCUCCAGUGCUGCUGGUCUAACAGCAGCUGUUGUAAAAGAUGAAGAGUCUCAUGAAUUUGUCAUUGAAGCUGGAGCACUGAUGCUGGCGGAUAAUGGUGUUUGUUGCAUUGAUGAAUUUGACAAAAUGGACGUGCGGGAUCAAGUAGCCAUUCAUGAAGCAAUGGAGCAGCAGACUAUAUCCAUUACUAAAGCAGGAGUAAAGGCUACCCUGAAUGCCAGGACCUCCAUUUUAGCUGCAGCAAACCCAGUUGGCGGGCGCUAUGACCGAUCCAAGUCACUGAAACAGAAUAUAAACCUGUCGGCUCCCAUCAUGUCUCGCUUCGAUCUCUUCUUCAUCCUUGUGGAUGAAUGUAAUGAGGUUACAGAUUAUGCCAUUGCCAGACGCAUAGUGGAUCUGCAUUCCAGAGUAGAAGAAUCUGUUGAUCGUGUCUACUCAUUAGAUGAUAUCAGAAGGUAUCUGCUGUUUGCAAGACAGUUUAAACCAAAGAUAUCUAAGGAGUCUGAGGACUUUAUAGUGGAGCAGUAUAAACGACUACGGCAGCGUGAUGGCUCUGGAGUGACAAAGUCAUCCUGGAGAAUCACAGUGCGACAGUUGGAAAGCAUGAUUCGGCUGUCUGAAGCUAUGGCCCGUAUGCACUGCUGUGAUGAGGUUCACCCAAAACAUGUGAAGGAAGCUUUCAGGCUUUUAAAUAAGUCCAUCAUUAGAGUUGAGACUCCCGACAUCAAUUUAGACCAAGAUGAUGAACAGCAAAUGGAGGAUCAAGAGGACCAAGAUGGAGUCAAUGGUGAGGCAGAAGCUCCAGCUGGGGUCAAUGGUCUUGUGAAUGGGAUCAACGGCCAUUCUGAGGACAUGAACAAGGAUGCCGCACCCAAAGCUUCUCUUAGACUGGGCUUCUCUGAGUAUCGACGAAUUUCUAAUCUCCUGGUGCUGCACCUCAGGAAGGCAGAGGAAGAAGAGGAUGAUUCAUCAUUAAAGAAGAGUGAACUUAUUAAUUGGUAUCUAAAGGAAAUUGAAUCUGAAAUAGAAUCUGAAGAAGAACUAAUAAAUAAAAAGAAGAUCAUAGAGAGGGUCAUUCACCGACUUACACAUUAUGACCACAUUCUGAUAGAACUGUCCCAGUCAGGACUGAGAGGAUCCAGAGAAGAGGAGACUUUUGAUGAAGAUCCGUACCUGGUUGUCAACCCAAACUAUCUGCUGGAAGACUAAGGGCUGGGAACUGGAUUGUAGAGCUGACUAGUUACAUGUUGGAAAAUGCAUUCUUUUCUUGCAAGGGUUGCUGUAAAGCUAACAUCUUAAAUUCCUGUGAAUGCUUUACUGUGGAAUGCGCCAAUGUGCGGUUAGUAAUAUAUGAUUGCUCAUUUACCCUGAGCAUACCUAGAAAGUUUUUAAAGAAAUGGCACACUUCUAUAUUAACUUCGUUAUUAAUUCUGGGUUUCAAUGCCAUCAUCCAGAUGCAGAGGAGAAUCAUUCAAUAGCUCUUUUCAGCAUCAAGCUAUGUAGAUGCUUCUGUUUUAAAUGAGA
Molecule: messenger RNA, 2647 nt
Organism: Fulmarus glacialis (Northern fulmar)
Lineage: Eukaryota; Metazoa; Chordata; Aves; Procellariiformes; Procellariidae
Gene: MCM6
Product: minichromosome maintenance complex component 6
Exons: 16
Biological process (GO): mitotic DNA replication; double-strand break repair via break-induced replication; DNA replication initiation
Cellular component (GO): nucleus; MCM complex
Molecular function (GO): ATP binding; single-stranded 3'-5' DNA helicase activity; single-stranded DNA binding
Source: RefSeq, a predicted model, not a curated record